Messenger RNA from Patiria miniata (bat star), 1534 nucleotides. Its product is annotated as melatonin receptor type 1B-A-like. Bases 1 to 1125 code for a protein of 374 amino acids. NCBI's taxonomy places the organism in Eukaryota, Metazoa, Echinodermata, Asteroidea, Valvatida, Asterinidae. Gene Ontology annotation, molecular function: G protein-coupled receptor activity. The record is from RefSeq and is a predicted model, not a curated record. Gene Ontology annotation, biological process: G protein-coupled receptor signaling pathway. The transcript has a single exon. Gene Ontology annotation, cellular component: membrane.
AUGGCUUUGAUGAGUAUGAAUAACACAUCGUCGAUCAUGAACGUUACCACCAUGGAACCGGCUACCCUUAGCCCAUCUCUCCACCCGUACAAUGUCCGCAUCGGCUUGGCCUGUGUAUGGAUCUUAGCCGCGGUCCUUGGACUCGUUGGGAACAGCCUCGUGAUCUGGUCGGUCGUCCUGUCCAAGAAACUCCGCACGGUGACCAACGCCUUCGUGGUCAACCUCAGCCUUGCUGAUUUCUGGACGAGUCUGUCUUACCCGUGGCAGGCCGUCGCCAUACUGAGUCAUGGCUCCUGGCCGUUAGCUACAGAGGUCCCAUGCUACAUCGCCGCCGUGCAGUUUUACACUGGUCUUGGUACAAGCCUUUACUCAUUGGCAGCGAUAGCGUUCAAUCGCUUCAUGCUGGUCACCCAGAUACCUGCCACAUACAGUCGUUGGUACUCCCCGAGAAAAGUCUCCGCCAUGAUCGCUGCGACGUGGGUCAUCCCUUCAAUUGUGUUCUUCUUGCCGCCAAUUCUUGGCAUUGGCGACUUUGGUUACGAUCCCCAGGGAAGUACCUGUACCGACAAGGACGGUCAUCCCCGCGGCCCAGAGUACAACCUCGCUCACUCUCUGGGUUUUUUCCCAGCACCUCUGCUUAUCAUCAUCGGUGCCUACACGGCACUCUACAUCCAUCUCAAACGUCACUUCAGGAAGCAGAAGAGAAGACGCACUCAGCAAGAUAGCCCAACACGGGAUAACAAAGCAGUUGGGAAGUCCACCGUCGGUUUAAGCAUAUCGACCGAGUCCACAGGACAAGGGAUGUCCAUCAACGACGUAGCCAAUUGCAACCGGCGAGAAAUCAGCCGUCAGCAGCUUGCAAUCACCAAGAAUCUCUUUAUGGUUUUCAGUAUCUUCUUCUUGUUGGUGGCUCCUUAUUUCAUCGCUCUGGCCGUACCUAGCAGUCGUACGUUUGCUCUCUAUGGGGCAACCAUCACUAUCCUGAAUAGCUGUGUAAACCCCAUCAUCUACACUGCAAAGCAUCCUCAAUUCAAAUUGGUGCUUCGAAAGAUCCUUUGUUGUCGCUACUCUCAGAUACCUGAACCAUCUGACUGGCUGAAAUCUAUCUUGUCUCGGAGGAAGUAAAAACGGUUUUUGCCUUGUCUGAAAGGAGAUGAGAACGGAAACGAAACGUGGGUAUAGGCCUAUUAUAGGGUAAACCUUUUAUUGUGACUCCUGCUGGCUUCACCGGUGGUGCAAGGUAGACAAAUUCGAAUAAAACUAAAUACAUAACAGGUCGGUUUUGUAAUAGAGCAAGACUGUGUCUUGUUGAAUACAUGAAUAUUGUUAAUUUCGUAAAGUCCUUCACUGACGUAUUUUACAAACACGGUAUACUCAGUGUUACAGAUGCCUAUAAGGGCCACAACCAAUUAAAAACAAAUACAAAUUGGUAUGUUGUCGCGGCAAAUAAUUGUUACCUUACCAUCUGGUUUCGGCCAAUCAGAUGAUUUGUACGUAACAGUAGGAUGAUUUGUAAAUAAUUUGGUCAAUAUAU